AAUCCGUGACUAACUUUUGCAAAACUCACUAGAUCUUUAUUUUAUUGAUAUAUUAACUUUUAUAUUAUCACAACUUGUAAAUUAAAUAGAACUUUAUCUUUCUUUUUUUAAUAAUUGACGAUUAAAUCACAGUUUUAACGGUGCACAACCUCAAAAACACCUCACCGAAGUAUCACAGCGCGUACACUACUACUACUUUACUUUACUACUAAAAGGAGCAAGGAGUUACAACUAUAACCUAAAGUGAAGAAUAUAACAACUAAUAAACUAAAGAAUAAUAUUUAUCAACAAAAUUUUAAAAAUACAUUUCUUUUCAUUUAUCAGGAGUGAAUAUUAAGCAAUGAUUAAAAGAGAAUAAUCAGUUGAUAUGGUAUAAUUAUGUCAUAACGCAUGCGUGGAAUUCCAAGAAGAUAAUUGUUUUUCAAACAGGUUUAAGUUAAAACCCAAAGUGAAGGAAAUAUACAAAAAAUAUCUUUGAAAUGGAGAGGAAAGAGAAGUUAUUUUUAAGCGAAAAUAUACUUUUUGAAGACGAUUUUUUAAACGGAGGUGUUUUAGUUGAUUUUAACGGAAAAAUUAAAAAUAUUUUAUCAAAAUGCGAUAUUGAAAGAAACGAUUACUUACAAAAUUCGAGCAUACAGAUUUUUGAUUUUGAUUCAAAAGUUUUAAUGCCUGGAAUAAUAGAUACACACGUUCACAUCAACGAACCAGGAAGAACUGAUUGGGAAGGUUUUGAAACGGCCACGAAAGCUGCUGCAGCGGGUGGGAUAACAACAAUAAUAGAUAUGCCAUUAAAUUCGAUUCCACCAACAACAACUUUAAAAAAUUUAAAAACCAAAUUAGAUGCAGCAAAAAAUCAAAUUUGGGUCGAUGUCGGUUUUUGGGGUGGUGUUGUUCCUGGAAAUGAGAAUGAGCUUUUAAAUAUGAUUAAAGCCGGAGUUGUUGGUUUCAAAUGCUUUUUAACCCCUUCCGGAGUUGACGAAUUCGAAUACGUUCGAAAGGAAGACGUAGAAAAAACGAUUAAAAUUUUAGAGAAUACUGGUUCCGUUUUGGCAUUUCACGCGGAGUUCGAAGAGAACGAUAUCUGCGAAGGUGACCCAACGAAAUACGAAACGUUUUUAAAAACACGACCAGAGAAAAUGGAAGAACACGCUAUAAAGUUUAUCGUUGAUUUAUCAAGAAGAUAUAACACUAAACUUCAUAUAGUUCAUCUCUCCACUGCAACUUGUCUCGAAACGAUUCAAAAAGCAAAGUUAAAAGGGAAUUUAACUGUUGAAACAUGUCACCAUUAUUUAACGUUUAAUUCUGAGAAUAUUCCCGAUAAGGCAACUGAAUAUAAAUGUUGCCCGCCGAUUAGAACUAAGGAGAAUAAAGAAAAAUUGUGGAUAAUUGGAUUAGGUGAUGAUAUUAUUGAUAUGGUUGUUUCUGAUCAUUCUCCUUCGACGCCUGAUUUAAAAAAGGGUGGAAAUUUUUUAACCGCUUGGGGUGGGAUAUCUUCAUUACAAUUUGGUCUUUCUUUAUUUUGGACCGAAUUAAAUAAAAGGAAUAAAAAGAUAUUUGAAAUUAGCAAGUAUAUGAGCCAAAAUACGUCAAAGCUAGUUGGGUUGCAUAAUAAGAAGGGGAAAAUUAACGUUGGAUUUGAUGCCGAUUUCGUUAUUUGGGAUCCAAAUGAUUUUAUAACGAUUGUGGAGGAACAAAUUUUCCAUAAAAACAAAAUAACACCAUAUUUAGGUAUGAAAUUGAAAGGAAAGGUUUUUGCUACCGUUGUUAGAGGGGAAAUUGUUUAUAAAGAUGGAAUAUUUUGCGAUACAAAAAUCGGUAAAUUAUUAAUUAAUGAAAAGAUAUUUGGUGAAAUAUAAAAUAAACAUUUGCGUUUAUAUUAAA
Onthophagus taurus is the source of this 1881-nucleotide messenger RNA. RefSeq names its product allantoinase. Gene Ontology annotation, molecular function: allantoinase activity; zinc ion binding; cobalt ion binding. Gene Ontology annotation, cellular component: cytoplasm. The record is from RefSeq and is a predicted model, not a curated record. Gene Ontology annotation, biological process: allantoin catabolic process; purine nucleobase catabolic process. Lineage: Eukaryota; Metazoa; Arthropoda; Insecta; Coleoptera; Scarabaeidae.